This is a messenger RNA of Manihot esculenta (cassava), 1308 nucleotides long. RefSeq names its product GDSL esterase/lipase At4g10955. The transcript has 2 exons. The record is from RefSeq and is a predicted model, not a curated record. NCBI's taxonomy places the organism in Eukaryota, Viridiplantae, Streptophyta, Magnoliopsida, Malpighiales, Euphorbiaceae. The coding region runs from base 47 to 1120 and encodes 357 amino acids.
GGAAGAGAAGAUUUCAAGACUGGAAAAUCAAGGAGCAUAGGUGGCUAUGGCAGAAGAGGAAGCACACCCAUAUGCUUUUCACGUUUCUGGGCCUCGAAAUGUGGCUUCUCUCAAUUGGAGAGACCUUAUCAAUUCCAAUUGGAAGAAUGAGAACUACAAGAGAACUGUAAUUGCCUGCUUUGUUCAAGCAGUCUACUUGCUUGAGCUUGACAGACAAGAGAACAGAACACAAGAGAAUGCCCUUGCUCCAAUGUGGUGGCUGCGCUUCAAGUACAAACUGACCCAAAAGUUAAUUGAUGAAAGAGAUGGAUCAAUAUUUGGUGCAGUGUUAGAAUGGGACAGAUCUGCAGCAUUUGCAGAUAUGAUACUCAUCAGACCUAGUGGAGCACCCAAGGCUGUUUUAGCACUCCGAGGAACACUACUCAAAAGCUCGACAAUCCGAAGGGAUAUAGAGGAUGACCUUCGUUUCCUUGCUUGUGAAAGCUUGAAGGGUUCUGUUAGAUUCAAAGUAGCACUGGAAGCAUUAAAAUCAGUUGCUGAAAGCCAUGGAAGGUGCAAUGUCUGCAUUGCAGGCCAUUCCUUGGGUGCUGGCUUUGCUCUCCAAGUGGGAAAAUCAUUAGCUAAAGAAGGCAUAUAUGUGGAAGCCCAUUUGUUCAAUCCUCCCUCAAUUUCUAUAGCCAUAAGCUUGAGGAAUAUUGGGGAAAAAGCCGAAUUUGCUUGGAAGAAAUUUAAAGUAAUGCUUCCUUCAAAUAGUGAAUCUCAGGCCACCGACGAUUUGGGGGACAAAACUUCUGUAGCAUUGGAAAAAUGGGUACCGCAUCUAUACGUGAAUGAUAGCGAUUACAUUUCUUGCUGUUACACUGACCCUGAUGGAUCUAAAGAUAAAAAUGCUAAUAUGGAGAAUAUAGGUCAUACAAAUAUUACAAAUGGACAGGUUGCAGCCAAGUUGUUUGUCAUGUCUAAAGGAAAACAAAAGUUUCUGGAGGCUCAUGGCUUAGAACAAUGGUGGUCUGAUGAUAUGCAACUUCAGAUGGCUCUCCAUGACAGCAAGCUUAUAAGCAGGCAGCUGAAAUCCUUGUACAACCUCCCAGCUUCUCAACCAACGCAAGUGCCGGAAUGACACUAGCUGGUGGUGGUUCAUUGUUUUUGCUAAAUAACUCAUUUCAAUACUGAAAUAUUCGUACUACCGUUAUGGUGUUUGGAUUUUGUAUCUGCUACCGAUUUGGAGAGGGUAAUUCAUAUCUUAUUGCCUGUAAGAUUGGGGAGAAGCCUUGUUCUUCUACUCAAUAAAUGUUCCCUUGCCUCGUC